Molecule: messenger RNA, 6221 nt
Organism: Dreissena polymorpha
Lineage: Eukaryota; Metazoa; Mollusca; Bivalvia; Myida; Dreissenidae
Product: glutamate carboxypeptidase 2-like
Exons: 18
Coding region: 124-2439 (771 amino acids)
Molecular function (GO): carboxypeptidase activity
Source: RefSeq, a predicted model, not a curated record
ACAUGGUCGUUGUUCGCUUGUUCCGACACUCACGCGUUUACACGGUGCGUUAUACAUGUAGAACGUAAACAGUGCGCCCACAUCGCGUGUGCAGUAAAGCGUCUAAAACCGCCAUUUCACAGCAUGUACGACAUACACAGCUCCGACGACGAUGCUUACCUAGCCCGACGCCGACCACGUGACACGCGGUGCCUUAUAAUCGCGACCAUAGCCGCCGUCAUCGUCGCUUUCGUCAUAGGCAUUCUUAUCGGUCGCUUUGCCGCGUGUCCAGAACCCGAAGUGGGCAAUGACGUAACUGGGGGAUUUCCGGAAAGCGCCAACUAUAGUUGGAUGAAAGAUGGCGAUCCGACAAUAUCUCGUCUGUUGAUUGACGGCAUGAAGGCAGAAAAUAUUAGAAGUAAUCUCAAGAUGUUAACAGAGAAGCCUCAUCUGAGCGGGACCGAACAGAACCACGAACUUGGCCGGAAGUUGACGGAAUUCUGGACGGAAGUGGGACUCGACCACGUGACAUUAACGCCUUAUAAAGUGCAGCUCUCCUACCCUAACGAGACCAGUCUAAGCUAUGUGGAGUUGCUGGACGGAAACGGGAACUCCGUGUACAAGUCCAACCUGACCGAGCCCGUAUUGACCCCCGAAGAAAACAAACCGGAUGUGGUACCGCCGUUCAACGCCUAUUCUCCGCCAGGCAACAUCACGGGCGAGAUAGUGUACUUAAACUAUGGACGGGUCGAGGACCAUCUAUACCUGGAACGAAAUACGUCCCUAACCGUGAAAGGCAAGAUUGUACUGGUCCGGUACGGCAAGAUAUUCCGCGGUGACAAGGUGCGUCAAGCAGAAAAACGCGGGGCUAUAGGGGUCAUACUGUUUUCUGAUCCUGACGAUAUCACUUCCGGUAUUGUGGACAAGGUGUAUCCGGACGACUGGUGGCUGCCCCCUUCCGGCGCUCAGAGGGGAUCUAUCUAUCUAGGGGUCGGGGAUCCGCUUACACCUGGGUACCCCGCAAUAGAGAGCGCUUACCGGAAGAAGGACCCGGAUGAGUACAUGCCCGGUAUCCCUUGUCAUCCGGUGGGUUAUGGGAUAGCGGUGAAAAUCAUGGAGGCGCUGGCAGGCAUAGAAGUCCCGAUAGACUGGCGCGGUAAAAUGAAUGUAACCUACAAGUUCGGCGGCAGCUUUAAUACAAACGGCUGGAAGGCCCAUAUAUUUGUGUCCACUGCCCCCAAGAUGGUGACCACAUACAAUGCAUUCGGGAUCAUUCGAGGAGCCGUCGAACCAGACAGGUACGUGCUGGUCGGUAACCACAGGGACGCGUGGGUGUUCGGCGCCCUUGACCCCAGCAGCGGCACCGCGGCCAUGAUGGAAAUGUCAAGGGUCAUGGGUAACCUGUUGAAGUCAGGGAAAUGGCGACCACGGAGAAGUAUAGUGUUCUGUAGCUGGGGAGCGGAGGAAUACGGUCUGGUCGGCUCUAUAGAAUGGGUCGAGCACUACACCAAGGUGCUGGGUGCUCGCGCUGUGGCCUAUCUCAACGUCGACAUCGCCGUGGAAGGUAACUUCUCACUGCGCGCGCUCGGUACGCCCCUGCUCUACCAGUCGGUGUAUUCGGCGGCAAGGAAAGUUUCCAACCCCAACCAGGCGGAAGUGGCGGCUGGCAGGACCUCGGUGUACGACACGUGGUUUAAUACAUUCCCGUGGCAGGCAUAUGACAGACCCGAAAUCAAUCUCCCUGGGUCCGGAAGCGACUACGCGCCAUUUCGAGACCGCAUCGGGGUCGCAAAUAUUGAUAUCCGGUACACCUGGAACAAGAAAAAAAUGAAGCUGUCGGCAUACCCUAUGUACCACUCGGUCUAUGAAACCUUCUACUUGGUGGAUAAAAUCAUGGAUAUAGGAUUUAAGUACCACACUGCCCUAGGUCAGUUAUGGGUGGAGAUGACCCGCCAGUUGGCUGAUGACGUCAUUCUGCCCUUAAACGUCUCGGACAUGGUGAGCCUGAUUAAAGACCAGACGGAUAACCUGCUCACCAGGUUCGGUCAACUCAUGGAAAACAACGGCACUGACACAGCUGUCCUGCGAUCUGCUGUGCAGAACCUAACCAAUACUGUAUACGAGUUUGUAAAGGCUGUGUCCUCCGUCGACAAGAAAGAUCCAUACGCCGUACGUAGAGUGAACGACCAACUAAUGAACGUGGAAAGGGCCUUCAUUGACCCAAACGGCCUUCCAGGCAGGAAGUACAAACACCACCUGUUGUUCACCGAGAGUAACGUGAAUAGCUACGCCGGAAGCAGCUACCCGGGCCUAUCGGACGCACUGACGAACAUCGAACAGGGAGAGAACGUGACGGAGCAGUGGGAGGUCGUCCAUCGGCACUUCGCCGUCGUCGUCUUCACGUUGCAGUCGGCGCAGUCGGUUCUCAAGAACGUGACUGAUUUUAUGUUUACUUAUUGAGUCUCUCGAGCACAGAAUGAUUUUGGCCGGUGCAGUGGAUGGCUGUCCGUCGGCUUUUCGCCGUAUUCGUCUGAAUUUUGCAAUCGACAAAGACAGUUCCCAAUCAUGAACGGAUUUCAUGUUUUAUUAUUGCAUCAAUAUUUCUUUUAAUUGUGACCGCCAUUGCGUUGCAUUUAUGUUGCAUCAAUUUAAAUGAUUAUUUUUUUUUGUAUUACAUUAUAUUGUGUACAUAGCAAUUUCAUCUUCUAACAAAACUAAGUCUUUUUACUCGGUGACGUUCUUCAAUCAUAGUUUGUUCAUAUUUAUAUUAUUCAUAUAUUAGCACAUAUACACUUUUUGCUCACCUGAUCGCUCAGGUGAGCUUUUGGGAUCGGUCUUUGUCCGUCUUCCAUCCGUCCGUCCGUCGUCCACAUUUGGUUUGUAAACACUCUAGAGGCCACAUUUUUUGUCCAAUCUUCAUGAAACUUGGUCAGAAGAUUUGUCCCAAUGAUACCUCGAUCGAGUUCGAAACUGGGUCAUGCAGGGUCAAAAACUAGGUCACUAGGUCAAAAAAAGAAAAACCUUGUAAACACUGUAGAAGUCACAUUUCAUGCCCAAUUUUCAUGUAAUUUUGUCAAAAUGUUUUUCUUUAUGAUAUGUUAGUUGAGUUCAAAAGUGGUUCCGGUCCGUUGAAAAACAUGACCGCCCACUGGCGGGGGCAGUUUUCCUUAUUUGGCUUUAGAGAAACAUAGUAAACACUCUAGAGGCCACAUUUCUUGUCCGAUCUUCCUGAAACUUGGUCAGAAGAUUUGUCCCAAUGAUACCUCGAUCGAGUUCGAAACUGGGUCAUGCUGGGUCAAAAACUAGGUCACUAGGUCAAAAAAGAAGAAAAACCUUGUAAACACUGUAGAAGUCACCAUUCAUGCCCAAUCUUCAUGUAACUUUGUCAAAAUGUUUGUCGUAAUGAUAUGUUGGUUGAGUUCAGAAGUGGUUCCAGUCCGUUGAAAAACAUGGCCGCCAGUGGACGGGGCAGUUUUUCUUAUUUGGCUAUAGAGAAACCUUGUACACUCUAGAGGCCACAUUUCUUGUCCGAUCAUCAUGAAAAUUUGUCAGAAGAUUUGACCCAAUAAUACCUCGAUCGAGUUCGAAACUGGGUUAUGCAGGGUCAAAAACUAGGUCACUAGGUCAAAAAAAAAGAAAAACCUUGUAAGCACUGUUGAAGUCACAUUUCAUGCCCAAUCUUCAUGUAAAUUUGUCAAAAUGUUUGUCUAAAUGAUAUGUUGGGUGAGUUCAAAAGUGGUUCCGGUCCGUUGAAAAACAUGGUCGCCAGUGGGCGGGGCAGUUUUCCUUAUUUGGCAAUAGAAAAACCUUUUAAACACUCUUGAGGCCACAUUUCUUGUCAGAUCUUCAUGAAACUUGGUCAGAUUUGUCCCAAUAAUACCUCGAUCGAGUUCGAAACUGGGUCAUGCUGAGUCAAAAACUAGGUCACUAGGUCAUAAAAAAGAAAUACCUUGUAAACACUCUAGAAGUCACAAUUUUUGCCCAAUUAUCAUGAAACUUGGUCUAAACAUUGGUUUUAUUGAUAUCUCGGACGGCGCGGGCAGGGGCAGUUUUCUCUAUAUGUAUGUAGUGAAAACAUGUGAACACUCUAGAAGUCACAUUUUUGGUCCAAUCUUCAUGAAAUUUGGUCAGAACAUUUGUGUGCUAGAUACGCGAGUUAAGUUCGAAACUGGUUCAGGUCCGUUGAAAAACAUGGCUGCCAAGGGGACGGGGCAGUUUUCCUUAUAUUUAUAUAGUAAAAAAGGCUCGUGAACAGUCAAGAAGUCACAUUUCUUUGCCCAAUCAUGAAACUUGGUCAAAACAUUGGUUUUAUUGAUAUCUCGGACGAGUUCGAAAAUGGUCCAGAUCGGUGAAAAAACAUGGCCGCCAGUGGGCAGGGCAGUUUUCUCUAUAUGUAUAUAGUGAAAUGGUUUCAUGAACUUUGGUCAGAACAUUUGUUUCCUAGAUACGAGUUGAGUUCGAAAAUGUUUCCGGUCCGUUGAAAAACAUGGCUGCCAGGGGGGGAGGGGGGGGGGGUAGCGCAUUUUCUAAAAGGUGAGCGAACUAGGGCCAUCUUGGCCCUCUUGUUUGUGUAAUACACGUAUCUUCUGAUUGAUUAUAAAUUUGUGGUAAUAAAACAAAUAAAUAUGCAUGUAGAAUGGUCCCAUUUUAUUGUUGAUUUUGAAUAAGGACUUUACUUUCCUUAAAUAGCCUCAUUCGAGAAAACUCACUCGGCCGCAACGGAACUAAGAGGUUUUAACAAUGCGUAGCAUACGGAUAUGCAGUCAUUUUCAUAAUUGAUGGACGAACGAUCUCGCUUUUGAUGAAUAUUUAACGUUAAACUAAUCCAAGUUAUUAAUAAAUAGUCCGCUAAAAUCCACGCCAUGUUUGUGAAUGCGUCAUUUGUGUCUAUGUAAAAAGGUUGCUGCAUAUCGGGCGGGCCAAUUGUCCUGAUAGUGUAAAACCGUAUGACCACUUAAGAACUUUUUAUCUCAAUAAAUAUAUCUCAAAACUCAUCGUAGACAGCUACGCCGAAAAAGGAAAACAUAGCGACUAAAUAUUUCAACAAUCAAAAUAGACUUGAAACAUAAAUGAAGGAGCCAACAACUUCAAGUAUGUGCAAUCAAACAAACAUAUUAUUUAUAACAUCGUAUAUGUAUACAUGUAUAUAUCAGAAGUUAACAUGUAAAUUGUUCAAAGUGCGAAUGUUUUUUCACGCAUUUGUUUCAAUGUCAAGCGGUAUUCUUAAACUUAUAUGUUCGGAAAAUAAAUAACAAGGGACAAAAUUGUCACAAAACCAGGUUUUCAUUGUGGAAAAAAAUCUGAUAAAGGGAGACAACUCAAACUGAACUUUUGAAAUGAACAAACAAAAUUAACCCCCUUUGUAAGUAUGUUUUAAAAUAAAUCUAUUUUUAGUCGUGGCGACCUUGACAUUGGAGAUAUUGACGUGAUUCUUUCGUGCGACACACCGUCCCAUGAUUGUGAACAAAUGUGCCAAAUGAUUUUAAAAUCUCAUAAUGAAUGACAUAGUUAUAGCCCAGACAAGCUCAUUUAUGGCUAUUUUUUACCUUUGAACUCAAAGUGUGACCUUGACCUUGGAGAUAUUGACGUAAAUUUUUCGCGCGACACACCGUCUAAUGAUGGUUAACAAAUGUGCCAAAUGAUUUUAAAAUCUCACAAUGAACGACAAAGUUAUGGCCCGGACAAGCUUGUUCCGCCCGCCCGCCAGCCAGCCAGCAAGCCCGCCCGCAUUCGCCAAUCUAAUAACCAGUUUUUUCCUUCGGAAAACCUGGUUAAAAAGGAUCAAAUUAUCUAAUACAGAUAUAAACGAAAUAGCCACAAUAGAAGAAAUAAAAUGUACGAAUACACAUAUGAAAAAAUGCAUUACAUUAUUAACGUGUUUAAUCGUAUUAACACAACUUAUUUAUAUCUCCUAAUUUUGUGUAUUAAAUCUGACCAUGCAUAAUUUAGGUUAACAUCAACUUACAAAACAAAACAAAAAAACUCGACUGGUUCUAAGCACUUUAAUUUAUAAAUGUUCCUUCCUCAGUUCUAUGACAGCGGCGAGCACAGUGAAGCACAAAAGGCCGAUAGGCCCCCAAAGGCUCCCAGAGAGAUCUUGGUGGCGCCAGCCGCCGCCAUAGAUUGCAGGGUCGCGAAUAAACUUCCGGCGGGCACUGCGCCACCAAACCCCGCCAUCCAGCUGGCUGCCCAAGAUCCGGCGGCAAUGCCGCUGGCAGUGAAGCCCAGGAGCGACAAAACGA